AAUGCUUCAAUAAAUUAAAAAAAAACUGAUGUGUUAAAAAUUGUUAUGAUUAUUAAAAUCUUGGUUUCGUAAAAUAAAAAUGACUGAUAUUUUAAUACCAAGCCUAUGUUGGAUAGAUGGACGAUGCUACAGAGUAAACGAUUCAAACACAAGAGAUGUUACUGCUUUUCAAGAGCAUGAUUUAUAUGAGAACGAACAUAAUGAUGACGGUAUUGUAGACGAAGGAGAUGAAGACGAUUUUGAAAUUAUCACAGUAGAUGACUCAAGAUUUAGUACCUGCCUUCAUGUUUCACAGCAUUACAUAGGCUCAAUCAUUGGAAAAAAAGGUGCGACAAAAAGUAGGAUUGAAAGAGAUACAAGGACAGACAUAAAAAUACCUAAAAUAGGCCAGACUGGAGAUAUAACAAUAUUUGGAUCUAAUGUUUCUAAUAUAAAAGCUGCAAGAAGAAGAAUAAAUAUAAUUGUAACGUCAUCAAGAAUGAAGCAAAGAUCAACACAUUUUAUUUCACUGCCUAUGAAUAAUUCUGAUAUAACAAGGAAUUUUGAAUUAUUUAAGGAAACUGUACUUCGUGACUGCUCCAGUAAAGGUUUAGAUGAGUCUUUGUUUAUUAGACCUCAAAAGUUACAUCUUACAUUAGGUGUAAUGUGUUUAAUGGAUAAUGAAGAAAGAUUGCUUGCAUCUAAAUUGCUAACAGAAGCUAAAGAGAAAGUUGUUAAGCCUUUGCUUGGAAAUUGCCCUUCAUUGAGGAUAAGGUUGAGAGGUCUGUCUUAUAUGAAUGAUGAUCCUAGUGCAAUUGAUGUUUUGUAUGGAUGUGUUGAAGAAGAAAACGGCCCUCCGGGUAUUAUACAGAGAUUAGCAGAUGGGCUCGUAGACCAUUUUUAUAAAGCUGGUUACAUGGAUCGGGAGUACGGUCGUGACAACGUGAAACUUCACGUCACUUUAAUAAACUCGAAGUAUAGAAGUCGGACAUCAACUAGCGUGAACGAUGACGUCACUGGAUCCAAACGCCAAGCAAGACUGACCUUUGACGGAUCUGAAAUAUUAAAUAAAUACGCAGAUUAUGACUUUGGUGUGACUGAGCUUAAAGAAAUACAUCUGUCUCAGCGCCAUUCGAUGGGUAAUGAUGGUUAUUAUCAGCCAACUUGUGUAAUAUCUUGUGAUAUUUGAAUUGUAUUAUUUUUGUAAAAAAUAAAUGUUACUUAUA
This is a messenger RNA of Diatraea saccharalis (sugarcane borer), 1205 nucleotides long. NCBI's taxonomy places the organism in Eukaryota, Metazoa, Arthropoda, Insecta, Lepidoptera, Crambidae. The record is from the annotation of a GenBank genome assembly.